Messenger RNA from Ictalurus punctatus (channel catfish), 5967 nucleotides. Its product is annotated as NLR family CARD domain-containing protein 3-like. The transcript is spliced from 25 exons. The record is from RefSeq and is a predicted model, not a curated record. The coding region runs from base 129 to 2525 and encodes 798 amino acids. NCBI's taxonomy places the organism in Eukaryota, Metazoa, Chordata, Actinopteri, Siluriformes, Ictaluridae.
GUGAAAGUCAGACUCCAUUUUGUGUGGAGGGGAAAAUACACCAUUUCAGGAGUAAAAACACAGGUUUGAUUUAACACACCGAUGUUGGAGUGAAGUGAACGUGUGUCCUGCUGUAAUCUGGAGGAGACAUGACCUCCAACAUGAGUGUGUCUGGAGAACAGGACUUAAAGAGAGACGAGAGAAUGAUGGAGGGAAAGAGAUCAGACUCACCAGAACCCAGCUGUGUGUCCAUGAAGAGUGACGCGUCAAUGGAUCUCCCAUUUACCUUCAGUGACGGAGCCAGUUCUCCUGAUGUGAGACCACAACAGAAGAAAUCAAACCUCAGCAGAAAUCAGUUGGACUCCAUAUUCAAGGAGCUGGAACACAAAGUCAUCAGUCUGAUAAAGAAUGAGCUGAAGAGGUUUAGGAAGCUCCUGAAUCCAGAUUACCCAGCAUGCACUGAGAGGGAGGUGGAGGAUGAGGAGGAUCUGCACAGUGUCAGAGACGGAGCGCUGAAGAUCACACUGCACGUCCUGAAGAUCAUGAACCACACAGAUCUCGCUAACACACUGCACAACAAACUCGCCUCUGUGUAUCAGACAAAGCUGAAAUCCAGCCUGAGAGAGAAGUUUAAAAGAAUUAAUGAAGGAAUCUCACAGCAUGGAAGCUCAGCACUUCUGAAUGAGAUCUACACAGAUCUCUACAUCACAGAGGGUUGGAGUGGAGACGUCAAUAAUGAACAUGAGGUGAGACAGAUUGAGACAGCGUCCAGGAGACCAGCAGCACAGGAGACACCCAUCAAAUGUAAUGAUCUCUUUAAAGACGAGUCCAUCAGAAGAGUGCUGACUAAAGGUGUUGCUGGAAUUGGAAAAACAGUCUCUGUGCAGAAGUUCAUUCUGGACUGGGCUGAAGGAAAAGCAAAUCAGGACGUCACCUUCAUGUUUCCACUUCCCUUUAGAGAGCUGAAUCUGAUGAAGCAGAAACAUCUCAGUCUGAUGGAUCUUCUUCAUCACUUUUUCUCUGAAAUAAGAAAACUAGAAGUAAUAGACUCCUACAAAGUGGUGUUGAUCUUUGAUGGUCUGGAUGAGUGUCGACUUCCUCUAAAUUUCCAGAAGAAUGAGAGACUGUGUGAUGUGACAGAGUCAGCCUCAGUGGAUGCGCUGCUGACGAACCUCAUCAAGGGGAAUCUGCUUCCCUCUGCUCUCCUCUGGAUAACCUCUCGACCAGCAGCAGCCAAUCAGAUCCCUCCUGAGUGUGUAGACCAGAUAACAGAGGUACGAGGGUUCAGUGAUCCUCAGAAAGAGGAGUACUUCAGGAAGAGGAUCAGUGAUCGGAGCCUGGCCGAUAAAAUCAUCUCACACAUGAAGUCUUCAAGAAGCCUCUACAUCAUGUGCCACAUCCCAGUCUUCUGCUGGAUCUCAGCCACUGUUCUAGAGAGAAUGUUGGGUGAAGCAGAGCGUGGAGAGGUCCCCAAGACUCUGACUCAAAUGUUCACACACUUCCUGAUCUUUCAGAUCAAACACAAGGACCAAAAGUACCAUCAGAAAUGUGGCCCUGAUCCUCAGCAGACCAGAGAGAGUAUCCUGGCACUGGGAAAACUGGCUUUCCAACAGCUGGAGAAAGGAAACCUGAUCUUCUAUGAGGAAGACCUGAGAGAGUGUGGCAUUGAUGUGAGAGAAGUGUCAGUGUACUCAGGAGUGUGUACCCAAAUCUUCAGAGAGGAGUUUGGGCUUCACCUGGGGAAGGUGUUCAGCUUUGUACAUCUGAGUGUUCAGGAGUUUCUGGCUGCUUUAUAUGCAUUUUUCUGCUUUAUUUUUAGAAAGACAAAUGUGUUAGUGGAGCAAAGCACUGGACAUUCUAAUUUCUUCAGAAAGUCAGACAUGUCUGAUCUCCUCAGGAGUGCAGUGAACAAGGCCUUACAGAGUGAGAACGGACACCUGGACCUGUUCCUCCGCUUCCUUCUGGGUCUCUCACUGGAGUCCAAUCAGACUCUCUUACGAGGUUUAAUGCCCCAGACAGGAAGCAGCUCUCACAGCAAACAGGAAACAGUCAAGUACAUCAAGAAGAUGAUCAGGGAGAAUCCAUCUCCAGAGAAAUCCAUCAAUCUGUUCCACUGUCUGAAUGAACUGAAUGAUCAUUCUCUAGUGCAGGAAGUACAGACUUACCUGAACAGAGGAGAUAUCUGGUGUCUCAGGGGAACCAGACUCUCUCCUGCUCAGUGGUCAGCUCUGGUGUUUGUGUUACUGAACUCAGAUCAGGAGCUGGAUGAGUUUGAUUUGAUUAAAUAUGACCCAUCAGAGGAAUGUCUUCUGAAGCUGCUGCCAGUGGUCAAAGCCUCCAGAAAAGCUGUUCUGUGUGUGUGUAAUCUGACAGAGGAAAGCUGUAGAGUUCUGUCCUCAGUUCUCAGAUCAAACUCCUCCAGACUGAGAGAACUGAACCUAAGUGACAAUAACCUGCAGGAUUCAGGAGUGAAGCUGCUCUCUGCUGGACUGGAGAAUCCACACUGUACACUGGAGAUACUGAGGCUGUGUGUGUGUGUAAACUGACAGAGGAAAGCUGUAGAGUUCUGUCCUCAGUUCUCAGAUCAAACUCCUCCAGACUGAGAGAACUGGACCUGAGUGUCAAUAACCUGCAGGAUUCAGGAGUGAAGCUGCUCUCUGCUGGACUGGAGAAUCCACACUGUACACUGGAGAUACUGAGGAUGUGGAACUGCAGGAUUACAGAUGAAGGUUGUGCUGCUCUGGCUUCUGCUCUGAGGUCAAACUCCUCAUCACACCUGAGAGAACUGGAUCUGAACAGUAAUAAUCCAGGAGAAUCAGGAGUGAAGCUGCUCUCUGAUCUACUGAAGGAUCCACACUGUAACCUGGAGACACUACACAUUAAGGGUAAUAAACUCACCAGGACUGGCGUAUGACGGGAGUCUCACCUCAAACCUCUUCUCCAGGAUAAAGCAGUCUUGGUGAAGAGUUAGAACCCGUCCCACAUUUCCAGCAGUUUGGGAGCUGAAUCAUUAAACUUAAAGGGGCAGAGCAGAAACAAAGUCAAGAACAGGGAGAAGGUCGUACACAGGAGAAAUCAACACACGUAACCAAAUAUCUGCUGUACAAAGCAACGGCACCGAUCUGCCCCGGGGAUGGAGACUGACGAGGCUUAAGUACUCGUCCGGAAAUGUACAGCCAACUCAUCCCAAAGCACGAGGCGGGAGCAGGCAUGUACGAGAUGUGAUUGUCCAAUGGCAAGCAGGAACAUGACGCAUUGCAGUGGACUGGGCUUAAAAGAGGAGGAGACAAGACAUCCAUCCCUCCCCCGACAUAGACACACGAAUGGAACAUAGUACAAACAGAAAUACAACUGAGGACGUAACAAUGGCCACGUAUCAAAUAAAAUGUAAACGUGCAUUGAUGAAGGUAAUGUUGUUAGUAAUUGUUUAUAAAUUACCAUGGUAACACAGAGCUCCAAGGUAUAAAAAUAUGGAGUUUGUCAUCAAUCAAACAGUAACCAGUUUUAAUACCUAAAAAAGUUUACGUAGCCAAAUUUAGCAAAGCGCUUUACAGUAAAUUAAAAUGUAAAAUUAAACUAAUGAAAUGUUGUGCAGCACAUGCUUAUGUUAAUGUUUGUUUCAUUAUAUGAUCAUAUAAAUAAAUAAAUAAAUACUCCCAAAAUCACCAGAAUUGAAAGCUUUGAUGCUGUUAAACAUUUAGAGAUUGAGGUUGUGGUGACUCAGUAUUUCACUCAGUAUAUCUGGGUAAGAGACAGUGAACGACUCACUGUUGGCAUUCAUGAAGAAGUCAUAAACUCCACUGGAAUAAUAAAUAGGAUCUAAUAAAAUCAUGAGUGGAAAUUAUUGGUGUAAGUUUGUUAGGAUAGACUUCCUCCAACCUGGAACUAUAUCCUCCAGUCCACGCGGUGGCGGUAACGCGCCUAACAGCUGCGUCUCCGACCAGUAGAAAUCACAGAAGAAGAAAAAACUGCAGCGGGUAUCUUCUGAGCAGUUGAGUUAUUACACCGAACUAAUCAUCUCCAGAUUAAAUUAUUUCUGACAGUUUUACAGUUAGAUUUGAUCCAGUUUAAAAGUAAAAGCUGGUUAUUUUGUCUGUGUUUGUGGAAUUAAAACUCCGUUCUGUUUUUAAACCCGAGUACCUCAUCCAAGUUCUGCAGAUGUUCAUUAUACCCUGAGACUAGAAUGUCAUCCAGAUAAACUGUGACGCGUGCGAUGUCUUGCAGAAUCCCUUCUAUUGUGUGCUGGAAGAUCGCUGGACUUGAAGCACCUCCAAAUGGUGGCCUGUUGGGAAUGAGAAACUCUGACACAACAGUACAUCCUGACCAUUGGUACUGUGUACACAUCAACAUACACACACGUCUCCAUGCUGGACAUCUCAGGAGCUUUUACACACAGUGCUAGGAAUAUCACGGGACAGAGAAACGCACCUCCAAAGUGUAUCAGUAUGAAGCAGGCGGUGACGGCGCACUGAUUCACUCUCGGAGCUCGGUUCACUAAUGACCGAAUCACCGUGGAACCGACUAAAGAUAACUCACACCUUACGGAGAAGAAGAACAAGAGGAGGAGAAGAUGAGCUGGAGUGGGGCAAAGAGAACUGCAUUCAGAUCAAAUGGAUACGAGAGAGGUGGCCGAGUUGUUUGAGGAUCUGAAGAAUCGAGUGUCACAAUUCAACAUGCACAUCAGCGAAACUUCCUCUCCCUCUGACUACACCAGCGCGCACACAGAAAUUCAUAGUGCAGGUGGCGAUUGCAGGCGCAUUUUAUCCGAACUGCUUCCUCCAGGGAACAGUGGACGAGGAGCUCGCCUCCAAGGAACUCUAUGGAAACGACCCCAGGACCACCAUAGUGGUGUGUAAUCUCCCUCCAUUUGCAUUCCUCUACCAUAAACAGCUCCAGUCUCUCUUCAGACACUGGUCAAGUCAAAUCCAUCUCCUUUGACAGCUCCAGGGCCUAUGUAGAGUUCUACCGCUCGUCAAUGAGAGGUUCUGGCGUUCUCCCAGAGGUCUCUCUGUCUCUCCUCCUCGCGCAGAAGAGACUUCCUCUCCAUCUCAACGUUUAACCCGCUGGAGAGGUGGAGACUUGGGCAGGGGGGUAGUGUAUCUCACACCUCAGAUAUACACGGUACACACACACACACGCACACUGCAGCGAGCAUUAUCAGAUGAGUCAUAGUUACAUUUUAAGUGAGAGUAGUCAUGUGACCACAUCCCCUAGACAGUGUGAUGUUUAGAUGAUGUUCUGUACAUUAGUGCUGUUCUGUUACAGGUCUCUCUCUCUCUGUGUCUCUCUCACUCACUGUGUGUGUGUGUCUCAGGGUGAAUGUGGAUUUUCAGAAUCAGUCAGUGAGCCCUGUCGGGGUUCUGAGCAGCUCCAUUGAGUUGGAGAAUCUUCCGUCUAACCCUGUCUUUAUCGUCAAUAUCACCGAGAGCCAAAAUACUGCAUGUCAUGGGGAGUAAUGUGGAGGUGUUCUUUGUGGACUUUGGAAACACUUCCAAGGUGCCAUGUAACUCUCUCUGGAACUUCCUGCUGACCGGCAAGCUCUGCCCUUUCAGGCUCAGGAGUUCAGCGUGGCGUGUUUGGCAUCAUCAGCACAGUCAGUCAAGAAGUCAGUGUUACAGACUGCAGUUCAUAGAAACCUCCUCACGGCUAAAGCUGCAGAGAUGGAGGUCGAGGGGACCAUGAAGAGGCGGCUCCAGCUGGCAUCAGAGCGAGAGUGUGGGCGCAAGAGCAGACUUUUGAUAAAGGAGGGUUGUGUUUGAGUUGUGCAGGCUUGUGUCACCUGACUUAAAGAAGGCAUUGUUUGAAGGGCUUGAUCAACACCUCCCACGGCUCCUGCAGUUGUACAACACCGAGAGGCAGUGAAAUACCCGAAAUCCAACAUGUGAUGACCCGCAUUGAUCAAGAGUUUAUUUUGGAUACAGGCAGAGGAAGCUCAGCAAAAGCUUAAGAGACAGAAUGGAGAGGACCCAGCCCUGCCUCCAUUCUGCC